CGCUGCCUCGUCCUCCGCUCCCGCUGCGGCUCUUCCAAGAGGCAGUGUUCUCCGUCGCAGGGACGGGACAGCUCGGCUCGGUGUGCUCUGCUGAAUAGAGGUGGCGCUGGCACUUAGUCCGGCAAACCCCUUUCUCCUUACCACACUUCCGGGAAAGUGCCCAGCUGUCCCCUUCCUUUCCUCAUCCCCGUCCGCCGUCUUCCUCGGGGUUUCUUUUCCUCCUCCGAGGCUGCGAAUGAGCUAAGCAAAAUAGCUCGGAAAGCCCGGCGGCCCUCUGGGUCUUCAUCGGCUCAGUCAGGAAUGGAGACGCCAUUGGAUGUCUUGUCCAGGGCUGCAUCUCUGGUGCAUGCUGAUGACGAAAAGCGAAUAUGUUUGUCUCAUGAAGAGAGUCAUACCUGGAUAGUCCUCACAGACAUAUUCAGCAUUGGUGAAGCUGCUCUCAGGGGAGAACCCAGGAUGCAGACCCUCCCGGUGACCUCUGCCCUGAGCAGCCACCGCACCGGCCCUCCCCCCAUCAGCCCCAGCAAGAGAAAGUUCAGCCUGGAGCCGGGGGACGAGGGCCUCGACUGUGAAGCUGACCACGUCGCCAAGAUGGGCCGCAUCUUUAGCCCCCACCUAAACAAGGCCACCAAUGGAGACUGCCGGAAGGACCCCCGAGAGCGCAGCCGCAGCCCCAUCGAGCGCGCUGUGGCCCCCACCAUGGGCCUGCACGGCAGCCAUCUGUACGCGUCCCUGCCCAGCCUCGGUGUGGAGCAGCCCCUCGCCCUGACCAAGAGCAGUGGGGACGCCGGCAGGGUCAGGGCGGCUGGCCUCUCCCCAACGCUCACGCCGGUGGAGCGGCAGCAGAACCGGCCCUCGGUGAUCACCUGCGCCUCAGCCGGCGCCCGCAACUGCAACCUUUCACACUGCCCCAUCGCGCACAGCGGCUGUGCCGCGCCCGGGCCCACCAGCUACCGGAGGCCACCCAGCGCCGCCCCCGCCUGUGACCCC
Messenger RNA from Fukomys damarensis (Damara mole-rat), 990 nucleotides. It is a transcript of the gene Vgll4, whose product is annotated as vestigial like family member 4. Gene Ontology annotation, molecular function: transcription coactivator binding. Lineage: Eukaryota; Metazoa; Chordata; Mammalia; Rodentia; Bathyergidae. Gene Ontology annotation, biological process: negative regulation of DNA-templated transcription. The record is from RefSeq and is a predicted model, not a curated record. The annotation marks the transcript as partial. The transcript has 7 exons.